Molecule: messenger RNA, 2103 nt
Organism: Colletotrichum truncatum
Lineage: Eukaryota; Fungi; Ascomycota; Sordariomycetes; Glomerellales; Glomerellaceae
Product: tol protein
Source: RefSeq, a predicted model, not a curated record
AUGUCUGGCUCAUCAACCAAGAGGCGGGCUCAGAACUCCAUCCCAACAGGUCACAAGCGCCCCCGCAUCGAGUCUUCCAGUGGUCGACGCGAUGCAGUUGACGAAACUUCGAGAAUCGAGGCAUCUUCUAGUACCGCAGAAAAAGCUGGCAAGAUAUGUCAUGGAUGUCGCAGAAUCGAUUUAGAAUGUAUUUUUUGCGAAAACAUGCGAAAUGCAAAACUUUACAGAAUCUGGGGCGGUCGACGGUUUUCGUUGCGACACAUGAGUCCACAAAACAACUGUCCUUUGUGCAAAUUCUUCAAUAACGCAAGGAGCCCUCCAAUAAAAGAAACUGAAACCGAUCCGACAUAUGAAUUGCGUGUUUUCCCCGCAAAGGGUGAACUUGGUGCUUGGAGGCUUGACUUUGACGACUCGCCGGGCUUUGUCGUCCUUCCUUCCAGCAGUCAUUAUCCCGGCUCAUACCAAGAUACUCAAGGAAUCAUUUUGGAGCUCGCCGAUAUACCUAAUAGGCUUUGUGGUCGUCAGAUCCAGCCUCGUGUUGACCUCUCUCUCCUCAAAGGAUGGCUGGGGUUUUGUGAUAACAAUCAUAAAGCGCUCUGCAAGAAGCCCAUCUCGCAGAUGCCCCAAGGCUUCCGCAUGAUAGACUGCUCAACGCGGAAGAUUGUGUCAUGGGAGAGUGCUGUCGACCCCAAGGACUACAUUGCCCUCAGUUACGUCUGGGGAAACGCUGAGGAGGGCUAUGCGGUCUCUACAGACUCUCUUUUGGGCCCAUUGCCCAGAACCAUCGAGGACAGCAUUCUCUUAACAACUAGUCUCGGCUACCGGUAUUUAUGGAUAGACCGGUACUGUAUUCCUCAGGAUAACAUCGCAGGCAAGCAGUUGCAGAUCCAGAGCAUGGGACUCGUCUACGAGAACGCCGUCGUGACAAUUGUCGCCGCAGCCGGCGAUGGUCCUCAUCACGGGUUACCCGGAAUCAGUGCGACGCCUCGAGAAUCUCAGCCCAGCGUAAAGAUUGGAAGCAGGACGCUCGUGUUUAUUCCAUACCCGAAGAAAGAAAUUCUGAACUCGAAGUGGAACAGCCGGGGUUGGACUUACCAAGAAGGACUCCUCUCGCGAAGAAAGCUCAUUUUCACUGACACACAGGUGUAUUUCCAGUGUAACGCCAUGCACUGUCUCGAGAGCAUCCAAAUUUCUCUCGAGAGGCUGCAUAUACACAAAAAUAUCCGGAUGCAAGACAACGUGGAUAUGUCUAGAGUCUUUCCCCUCCGAGGACUCGGCAAAUCCACCAAUGAUCUAGAGGACCGGCUGGGAGAGUACCUGCGACGGGAUCUCACGUUCGACAGCGACAUAUUGGAUGCCUUUAGAGGGGUUCUGUCUGCGUUUGAGCAUAAGUUCUCAACGCCGAUGAAAAGCCUUCACGGAAUCCCAAUCUACUCAACUUUGUUUUCGACGACGGAUUUAGAAGCUUUCGUUUUUGGCUUAUCAUGGUGGUCUGUUGGCCAUCAAGAGCCACAACGACGGCCGGGGUUUCCAAGCUGGACAUGGGCGGGAUGGAAACUAUCAGGAGUUUCGUUCUCGUUUUACGGCGCAACGCGGGAUCCAGCAACGCCUUCACUUGUUGAUAUAUCUGUAGAGUAUGCCGAUGGGCUAGUGCUUCCGUGGAGCGAGAACGAAGAUCGAAUUCUCGCUAAUGACCGCUCGGGAUCCCCUCCCAGCUUUCUUCGCAUAUGCGGUCCGACUUUCGAGGUCCAAGUAUCUCCAGAUGGCGAAAUAUUACGGGACGACGAAGCUGGGAUUUUGGAACAGCAGAUAUCACGACGCAUGGCUGGCAGUAUUCAGGAUGCGACGCGCCGGUAUCCGUACAGUGCUCAUCGGGCAAAGGCAAACGACGACGGCACUUUUUCGCUCACCUUUCUUGUUCUGGGCCAUGCAGGUUAUUCUAUAAGCUUUCUUGUCCUCUGUCAGCCCGAGGGUUGCCUCCAUUUUGAGCGAUUUGACUCCAGUAUGCUAGUAAAGCGCACAGUGGAGUUAGGUGUCAAGGCAGAGCUGGCUAUACCCGAUGCGUUGAAGGGCUUGACAAUGAGAGAGGUCCGGAUAGGAUGA